AUGGUCUUCCACAAGUUGAUCUGGAAGCGCGUCAAUGUCGUUAUCACGGCAUCAAAUACGCCCGAGGAGAUUGCGGAAACAAAACGUGAUCCAUGGUCGCAAUCCGCAAAGUAUGGGCAUGCUUUUGUGUACUUCUCUCUUGUGCUGCUUGCAUUUACAUUGCUGGUCCGAUUUUAUCACAUCUGGGGAGACAAGAUCCGUAUCGCCAAGUACAAGGAACGCCAGCCUGUCUUCUUUGACAGCUCUGAUCUGUGCGUUUCGAGUGGCGCGGAUCAUGUCACGACCAGCGCCAGUACAGAAGCUUCGACUGCUCAUAUAUUUCCGAAGACGCGGCUUGUUUCACAUACCAAGCGGGAAGCAUCUUGGUUCAGUAGGUUCCUGCCUUUGCAAGAAGUCAUUUCCUUGAUGCGCUGGAUAUUCUAUCGACCCGUGCCCGUUCUCAAGAUUGGGACAUUCUGCAUCGUCUUUCCGUCACUAGCAGUAACGGCGAUUGUGCUGGCAGCUCUAGUCUUCGUGACCUGCUUCUGUUUCCUUCCUCAGCCUUUAUACUACUCGUCAAUCGCCCUCGGAUCACCUCCCUUGGCCAUCCGGGCCGGCAUGCUCGCCAUAGCCAUCGUUCCCUGGACUGUUGCUUUGGGUAUCAAGGCCAACUUGAUCUCCUUGCUCACAGGUGUCAGCCCUGAGCGCUUGAAUGGGCUUCACCGUUGGUCCGCGUACAUUUGUCUUUUCCUGUGUCUUGUGCAUACCAUACCAUUUUAUAUAACUCCAAUUUGGGAGAACGGGGCUUUGAUCAACUAUCGGAAGUUCAUCACGAUCCCAAUCUAUGUCUACGGGACCGGCUUAGCGGCUCUUGUUCCUCUGUUGGUGCUGUGCAUUCACUCGCUCCCAAUUUUGAGACGACAUGCGUACGAACUUUUCCUGAUAGUUCAUAUCCCCCUCUCGUGGAUCUUUGUGGCCAUGCUGUUCUGGCACAGCAAGAACUUUCUGUUCUCAUGGGGAUAUCUGUGGGCCACGGUCGCUAUCUGGAUUGCCACCUACGUCCUCAGGACUUUCCAUUCAAAUUGGUUGAACCCAAUUCGGUUCGAGUCUUUCAUGGUUGGGGAAGAGUGCACUGUGACUCUGCUUCCUCAAGGCGCUGUGAAGGUGACUGUACCGACGCGCAUGCGCUGGCGACCCGGUCAAUAUGUUUAUCUCAGCGUGCCGAGUGUCGCUCUCCUUCAGAGUCAUCCAUUCACCAUUGCGUCCUUGUGCAGCGAUGACUUUCCCUCUGGAUAUGGCGAAGACUAUCGGGACUGCACUCUGGUCUUUCGACCUAUGGGGGGUUUCACGCGGCGGCUUGCCCAUCAAGCACUAAUAAAUGGCCCUCUCCAUACUUAUUCAGCGUUGCUGGAAGGACCAUACGGAGGCAUGCAACGUGAGAUGGCCGCGUUUGACAGUGUCGUCUUCAUCGCGGGCGGGAGUGGAAUUACGGCGAUUAUCAGUCAGCUUCUGAAUCUGAUCAAGAAGAUUCGUGAUGGGAAGGCUAUCACCCGUUCGGUCAGAGUGAUCUGGGCUCUGAAAGGGCCUGAAACGAUGGAAUGGUUCCAGCGAGAACUUCGCAUCUGCAGGGAUCACGCUCCCGCUGGGAUUCUUCAAUGUCACCUCUUCUUGACCGGGGUGAGGGACGUACAUGGAGAUCGAAAUGCCGCGCAAACGAGGACUCGUGAUAUGCUGCAAGCCACUGGCAAUAGCUCUUCGAAUAAUGUCACUGAGAAAGCCGAGGACCCAGUUCAAAGCGAAUAUCCUACCUCUCACGACGCAAGGCAAGGUGGACUUACUACCCUGCCUCGCGCACACACCAGACCUUGUGUUGCCGAUGACUUCCAACAUCAGCCUGACAAGAAUGCUGUCCACUUUACGCCUGGAUUACAACGGGAGAACUGGCGCGCCGACUAUUACCGUCCCGACAUUGCGAAGAUGCUCAUGGAAGCCUCUGGGACCUUUGGUAGGCGUGCUUGUGUGUUUGUGUGUGGGCCUCCUAGCAUGCGAACCGAAGUGGCAAGUACCGUUGCCGGACUUCAGCUGCAGGUGAUAAAUGACUCCUCGCAAGAUGAGAUCUUCCUGCAUACAGAGAACUACAACGUUUGA
Penicillium diatomitis is the source of this 2127-nucleotide messenger RNA. Its product is annotated as putative metalloreductase transmembrane component. Gene Ontology annotation, cellular component: plasma membrane. Gene Ontology annotation, biological process: intracellular iron ion homeostasis; copper ion import; iron ion transport. The transcript has a single exon. The record is from RefSeq and is a predicted model, not a curated record. Gene Ontology annotation, molecular function: ferric-chelate reductase activity. Bases 1 to 2127 code for a protein of 708 amino acids. NCBI's taxonomy places the organism in Eukaryota, Fungi, Ascomycota, Eurotiomycetes, Eurotiales, Aspergillaceae.